CGACACGGGAGAAAAAGACAGGCAGGCAGACAAAGGCACGAGAGAGAGGGAGAGAGAGGGAGAGAGAGAGAGAGAGAGAGAUCCUGCAGCAUCCACACCCACCCCGCACGAGCUCCACACUGUCUGUCACACACUGUCUGUCACACACACGCCUCACGCGCACCGCAGAUAUCCUCGUUACCCAUAAUUCCACACUGCCUAAGGUCACACCGUUGCCAUGGAGCUGGAUUUCGGACACUUUGACGAGAGAGACAAGUCGUGCCGCAGGAAGCCGGAGAAGAACGGCCUGCCGAGUCCCACGCACAGCGCUCACUGCAGCUUCUACCGCACGCGCACGCUGCAGGCGCUCUCCAACGAGAAGAAGGCCAAGAAGGUCCGCUUCUACCGCAACGGCGACCGCUACUUCCGCGGCAUCGUCUACGCCGUGGCCAACGAGCGCUUCCGCACCUUCGAUGCGCUGCUGGAGGACCUGACGCGCUCGCUGUCCGACAACAUCAACCUGCCGCACGGCGUCCGCUUCAUCUUCAGCAUCGACGGCACACGCAAGAUCAGCAGCCUCGACCAGCUGGAGGAAGGUGAGAGCUACGUGUGUGCCUCAGAGAACUACUACAAGAAAGUGGACUACACGAAGAACGUGAACCCGAACUGGUCCGUGAACGUGAAGGCGAUUCAGAAGAACGCAGCGAGCCGCCUGGCGAGUGAAGCGCGCGAGACCAAGGACUUCGUGCGGCCCAAGCUGGUGACGGUGAUGCGCAGCGGCGUGAAGCCCAGGAAGGCCGUGAGGGUUCUACUCAACAAAAAAACCGCACACUCCUUCGAACAGGUUCUCACCGACAUCACAGAGGCCAUCAAACUGGAGAGCGGCGCCGUCAAGAGGAUCUACACACUGGACGGGAAACAGGUCACUUGUCUGCAGGACUUCUUUGGAGAUGACGAUGUGUUUAUUGCUUGUGGACCGGAGAAGUUCCGUUACGCACAGGACGACUUCUCCCUGGACGAGAACGAGUGUCGGGUGAUGAAGACUCCUAAAGGUCAGAAAGGUUCAGCUAAAAGUCCCGGUCCUGUUCGCCGCAGCAAAUCUCCUGCUGAGUCCACUAAUGGUACCGGCUCCAGCAGUCAGUUGUCCACUCCAAUCUCCAAACAGUCUCCAAUUUCGACCCCAACCAGCCCCGGAAACGCCCGCAAACAGAAGGAUCUCUAUCUGCCGCUCUCCCUGGAAGACGACAACGAAUCACUGGGAGAAUCCAUGUAAGCUCCGCCCACCCUUCUAUCAGCCCGAGCUGCCGAUCGCAGAGGUAUCUGUGGCGUUCUUCGUCGCCCCCCGGUGGUGUGGAGGAGCGGUGUUUCUUUAUGGCUUCGUCACCGUCCAGCUUUCGAGCGGUUUCCUGUCGUUUCUGCGUUUUUUAUUUCCCCUUAUUUCUUCUUCUUCUUUUUUUUGCUGCUUGUGAAUUCGUCGCGUCCAUUUACAGCACCUUUCUUCAAGUUUGUGUUUUUUUGUAAUAAUAUUUUUUAAUCUAAUGUUCUGUAUAUGCAGGGCAUAUACACGCCGAUCACGAUCGAGAUGAACACCUGGGUUUCUACGCAAUUUAAAUCCUUUUUGUGCAUUUUUGAAGUGAUUUAAAAAAAAAAAAAAAAAAAAAAAAAGACAGAUCUCUGAUAUUAAAUGUACAGUUUGUAGUUGUGAGUGCAUUUCAUAUCAGAGUGUAGAUUUUUUUUUUUUUUUAGAUUUUUUUUACCUGUCAUGAUUUGUCACUUUAACAUAAAAAAAAACAACAACAUUCUUUCAGCGCUUGGUUCUGCGAAUUCCGAGCAGCAAACGAAGUUCUCUCGGUCUGACUUGUACAAAAAUACUUUUUAUUAAUCUUUUUUGUAACUCUCGCUGUGUUUAAUAACUCGCUGUGCUUUUAAAACGAAUCGAAAGCAGUUUUUUUUUCUUUCGGUCCUGACUAGGCAUGUGCUGAAACUAACGGCGUUUUCAGAUGGCGAUAACAGGGUUAGGAUUUUAUCACAGUACUGUAGCUACAUGUAGCUUUUUAUUCCGACGCCGUCCUGCACGUGACGUUUGUUUGCUCAGAACGGCUCGUUAGCGUCUCUCUACACGUUAGCGACUCGGACCGAGAGCGACACCACGAAACAUUUUGAAUUUCACAAAUUUUGACUGUUAAUGGAAACAGGUUCACGUUUGGAAUUGUCUUCUCGCUAACAACAUCACGACAUCUCGUAUAUAACGGAUCGCCAGCACAUGCCGAGUCCUGACCCACGCCGUGCUCAGCAUUUCCACCACGCGGUUAUGAAACCUGAGCUCACGGGGAAAAAAAGGGAGACGAUUUUAAGUGUUUUUCGUGUUUAAGUAAGCAAACCGAUUUAAAAAAAAAGUGAAAAAAGAGAAAAAUAGAAAACGAAUUAAAAAAAAAGAGAAAGAAAUAAAAAGGAAGCAAGAAAACUGUCUGACCAAAGCCAUAAGACUGAGGCCCUUUAGACAGGAAUAAGCACACAUUCACUACCAUGAGAUUAAAAACGAAAUUUCUCCUUCUGUGCGUCUUUACGAUUUUUUUUAUUUUUCCCGAACGAGGGAUUUCGAGGUGAAGAAUUGAAAGCAUGCUGGAGAGGAUUUCUGAGAAGAAAGCCAAAGUAAUUUGAAGGUUUGAAGGAUUGAAGGAUUUGUUUUUUAUGUUCUGGUGGAGGUGUACAUACUUAUCGGCAUGAGUCACUCUAGAGCUAGAAACUCGCGUAAAUCUGAAAGAAAAAAAAACAUUAAAAACCUUUUUCUACUUUCUCUAACUGAGGACGUUUGGGAUAAAAGAUCUGUUUGUUUUUUGGUUAUAAUGCAUGGGGGUGUGUUCUCUCUUUACGGAGGAAAAAAAAACGGGAACGUCGACGCUUCUUUACGGAGGAUAAUAAUCAUGUCGAAACUGUCUAAAGCUCAUACCACACCUUGAUUUGAUUUGAUUUGAUUUGAUUCAGGAGUCUGACGCUAAUCCGAUCCGAUCGCUUCUUUCUCAAACACUUCUACAUCGUCAUUAUUACUGUUAACGAUUUUUACAAUUCUUCAUGUUUUAUCGACUGAAAUCACGCUCGGAAUUUCCCGACUGUACAAAUCACUCAGCGUUAACGAGCGGGCUUUUUUUAACAGACUGAUUUCAUGCUUGGUACACACACACACACACACACACACACACACACACACACAUAAGAAUACAAAAUAAAUCCUCUGUCUCUUGUAUAAUGGUAUGAUUUCAUAACCACUUCCUGUUUCGGUAUCAACACAGUGAAAGGAUAUACACGGUUUAAUACGCACUCGGUGUUCUGAGGUGUGGGUCGAUACAUCGCUCCUGUAUCUUUUAUAAACUUCAUUACAUCAGCGUUUUUAAUCGUCUGACAUCGUACGACUUUCGCGAGUCUCACAUUGUUGGGCCCUUAAUAGGCGUCCGUCUUUAAGCUGCCUUCAUCUAGGGGACUUGAACGCUGAGCAGAAACAUCGUUAAUAUCGUUAGCGUGGGGACGCGGACGCGAUUAAUCGACACACACCUAAUUCUUCUCGUCAACCUUAACGUGUGAACCUGUCUCACCUCCUGUGGUGCCUUUUCUCCAUUCUGCUGUUCUUAUUAAUGAAUCAGUCUGUAUACCUGUCUUACUCUCGAUCUGUCUCGCUCGAUAUCUAUCUCACACUUUAUCUGUCUUACUCCCGAUCUGUCUCGCUCGAUAUCUAUCUCACACUAUAUCUGUCUUACUCUCGAUCUGUCUCGCUCGAUAUCUAUCUCACACUAUAUCUGUCUUACUCUCGAUCUGUCUCGCUCGAUAUCUAUCUCACACUAUAUCUGUCUUACUCUCGAUCUGUCUCGCUCGAUAUCUAUCUCACACUAUAUCUGUCUUACUCUCGAUCUGUCUCGCUCGAUAUCUAUCUCACACUAUAUCUGUCUUACUCUCGAUCUGUCUCGCUCUCUUUCGAUCUGUCUCUGUAUAUGUUUUAGUCUCAGUUUUUUUCUCUCUCUCUAUAUAUAAGUCUCACUCUCUAUACCUGUCUCUGUCUCUAUCUGUCUCACUUUGUCCAUCUCACUCGCUAUAUCUCUUUUUAUCUGUCUUACUCUCUCUGUCUCUCUCUUUCUGUCUCUCUCUCUAUCUGUCUUUCUCUCUCGCUGAAGUUGGUUUUGUAGUAUUUUAGGUGAACUCUUCACACAGUGCAGAUUUUUUCCCCCUCAUCCUCACACACACACACACACACACACACACACACACACACACACACACACACACUUUUUGCUCCCUUUGGUUCGGGGAUGAAUUUUGAACUUCCUCUGUAACGAUGAUGAUGAUGAUGAUGAUGAUGAUGAUGAUGUAUUUCCUGCUGUGUCAUCGUGACUGUUUCGGUGAUGUCAUUCUGUGUAUCAACUUCGAUUUUCAAUAAAAAAUGAGAUGUUAUUCAAA
This is a messenger RNA of Ictalurus punctatus (channel catfish), 4425 nucleotides long. Its product is annotated as neuronal migration protein doublecortin. Bases 218 to 1252 code for a protein of 344 amino acids. The record is from RefSeq and is a predicted model, not a curated record. NCBI's taxonomy places the organism in Eukaryota, Metazoa, Chordata, Actinopteri, Siluriformes, Ictaluridae. Gene Ontology annotation, cellular component: axoneme. Gene Ontology annotation, biological process: axoneme assembly; photoreceptor cell development; retina development in camera-type eye. The transcript is spliced from 7 exons.